ACGGAAAAGUUAACCUUGAGCCAAAAUCUCUCGCGUCGGCUCCUGACCUGAUUUCGCGUCUCCCGAACCUCGUCUCAAUUCUGGUACAUUUUGGCAAGGCUGACAACCCACCUAAGCUUCGAGUUCCCAAUGUGAGAAAAACAACGCUCCGGACUUCGUGAGGACUUUUAUUUCUGAGCCAUGGGGCUACUGUGUACGUAUCUGUAUCUGUUAAAGACCACAAUUCUAACAAUAGCAAGCAUCCACCGUCUUGCGAUAUGCGCCGGUUCGCAAAUUACCACCAUAUCUAUCCUUUCUCUGCAUAGCCAUAGGUGUUGCAUGGCUGCUACUUUUACCAUUGAACGAUUACUCGAGGAAUACUUAUGUUUCGGAAAAUGCACUUUUGCCUGGACAAGUCCAUACCUAUUUCGCGGGAAGUGAUCAGAAUGUUUUUCGAGGGUAUAAGAAGGAGAUUGAUGCUUUGGGGGAAAGUAGUAAUGUUGAGUAUGUGUGAAAGCUGCCAAAGCGCAUUACGAUUGAAGGAUAUAGCUGAUUUUUGCGUACAGAGUUAAUGAUAAACUCGAGGAAUUCUUGAAAGCUACGGGCCUUAAGGUUGCGAGACAAAAGUACGAGUAUAAAUCUGCGGGUGAGGUUCAUAGAGGAGAGAAUGUGUAUGCGAUUUUACAUGCACCUCGAGGUGAUGCCACAGAAGCAAUUGUGUUGGUAGCGGCUUGGAGAAAUAUAGAUGGAGAGUUGAAUCGAAGUGGUGUUCCUUUGGUUCUUACUCUGGCGAGAUAUUUCAAUCGUUGGUCUUUGUGGUCAAAGGAUAUUAUAUUCCUGAUCACAGCGGAUAGUAAAGCUGGUCCUCAGGCUUGGGUUGAUGCCUAUCACGAUACUCACCAGUCGCCUGCCGUUGAGUCGCUGCCUGUCAAGAGUGGAGCUCUUCAAGGAGCUGUUGUGAUUGAUUAUCCUUUUGAUCAUCGCUUUGAAUCGAUCCAUAUCGUCUACGAUGGAAUCAAUGGUCAACUUCCUAAUCUCGAUCUCUUCAACACCGUAGUCUCAAUUGCUAGUGGUCAAAUGGGUAUCAGAGUCUCACUACAGAAAAUGUGGCAGCACAGCGAUAGCUACCAAGACCGACUCAAGACUAUGUUACGCGGUAUGAUUAAUCAAGGAUUAGGUCAUGCUUCGGGACCUCAUAGUAGUUUCAUCCCAUAUCAUGUGGAUGCCAUCACACUCCAACCAUUUGGAAUCGGCUGGCAGGAUGAGAUGGCUAUGGGACGAGUAAUCGAAAGUACAUUUCGAAGUUUGAACAACUUGUUGGAACAUCUGCAUCAAAGUUUCUUCUUCUAUUUAUUGAUGCAAGCUAACCGCUUCGUGAGUAUUGGAACCUAUCUUCCAAGUGCUAUGCUAGUGGCCACGAAUUUUACUAUUAUGGCUAUUUACCUAUGGGUAAAAAGUGGUUGGCCCAGUCCUGCGAAGACGAAAUCAUUGAAGUCUACGGAAAAGGGCGAAGAGAAGGAGAAGACUCCUUUAGUGGUCGUGGAAGCCGGAGACGCAAAGGCACUCGUUCCACAAAAAAAUCUCCAAGUCCGCGAACGCAAACUCUUUCUACCUCUAGCUGUUGUAGCUGGAUGUCAAUUCUUAGGGCUUGUUCCCCUUUCCAUCUUUAACCAUACAUCUAAAGCCGUACGUUUCUAUCUUCCUCCCUGCAUCUCCCAACCAAAUUCAUGUACAAACUAACAUUAGAUAUCCUCUCAGAACCUCCCAAUAGUCUUCAUCAUCUUUUCCAUCCUCAACACAUUCCUCCCCCUAGCCCUCUCCACCAUCCUCCACUCCACCUACUGCACACCCCCCACACCCCACCAACUAUCCCUCAUCCAAUCCUUCUCCCUCCUCCUCCUCGGCAUGUACCUCUCCUCCCUCGCUACCCUCAAUUUCUCCCUCUCAAUCCUCAUCGGUAUCCUAUCCACGCCCUUAUCAUACAUUCGUCCACUGGGCCACAAACCCAUCCUCGCUUCUAUACUCGUUAUAUUGCUAGGUGUAUUGGCACCUUCAACUGUAUUGCUUGUGGGAGCGAAGUAUUGGGGUCUGGAUGUGGGAGAUGUUUUGGUAGAAGCGGCUUUUGGAUGGGAUGUUUGGGGGAUGACGACGCAGGUGGUGGUUUGGUGUGUUUGGUGGCCUGCGUGGGUGGUGGGUGGUAUGUUACUUUUUGGGAAGCCGAGGGAGGAGGAAGAGGAGAGGCUUGACGGGAGUGCAAAUGCGGUUGAAGGGAAGGUGGUGGAAGUUAGGGGUGGACUAGAGAAAAAAUAAGGUGACUAUUUGGUUGCACGAUGUAUUUAUACGAAUGUAGUAAUGCAUCGUAAUCAGCGAAGUUGGAAUAUAACAUAGCAAGGGUAUUCUUCUCAUAUAUCAUUUUAUUC
Sclerotinia trifoliorum is the source of this 2399-nucleotide messenger RNA. NCBI's taxonomy places the organism in Eukaryota, Fungi, Ascomycota, Leotiomycetes, Helotiales, Sclerotiniaceae. The record is from the annotation of a GenBank genome assembly.